CACAAUACCACAGGUGGGAGCUCACGUGACGAUUAGCAGGUAGGGCGGGAUUACAUUGGUAGAAAGAGACGGAAAACCUAAUGAGGCAACAGGUGGAUGGAGGAAGAGAAAGUAACAUCCACUAACAAAGACAAUCUGGAGGAGAAAGAAGGCAGCUCUUUUGACAGUGUAAAGGAGACUCAAUCUGUUUCUUAUUCUGUGUGGAAGAGUAGUGCUUACUACUGGCUGUUCAGUGCAUUCUGUUGCCGUUGGAAAUGAACUGGGGCAACACCUGAGAGGAGGCUGGUCGGGAGCAGAAAGGGAAUGUUUUCUUUCUGUAGAAUUGAGCCGCUGUUAACCUCACCUGAUGGAUGUACGGGGGGAGAGAGGCCUGAUUGGAGGGAACAUUCUGGGCUUGACUGAAAGACCUGUGCUCCGUUCUCAGCUCUGAGGUGGUUAUAUGGCCAGAAGGAAAUCCUGUAUCACACCUGAUCAACUAAAGAAUGCUAUUUUCCACACUUGUGCUGUGACCUACUACAGUACUGAAGCUACUGUAUAUGAGAACCUUCUCUGGCCAGGGAGGAUUUAGAAGUCACGAAGCGACAGGUACAAGUCAACAAGAGACCCUGGGUCAUCUGGGAUUAUAACCUAGCAACAACCAUCAGGGGAUAGCAUUGUAAGGCAGACAUCACUCACUUGCUUAUAACACAGUUGUAACAUAGUCCUAGCAUUGUGACGUGACACUAAGUCAGUGUCUUGGUGUGGCUCCCAGGCCCAGACAGCCCACUCCUCUUCACGAUGCAACAGCCAACUGGAGGAGUGGAGCAGCAGGACCAAUCCUUUGAUUUCCUGUUCAAGAUCAUCCUGAUUGGAGAUUCUAACGUGGGCAAGACCUGCGUGGUCCAGAGCUUCAAGUCAGGACAGUUCUCAGAGAGGCAACAGAACACCAUAGGAGUGGACUUCACCGUGCGGACAGUGGACAUCGAGGGCAAGAAAAUUAAGAUGCAGGUAUGGGACACGGCUGGACAGGAGCGUUUCCGGACCAUCACCCAGAGUUACUACCGCAGCGCCCACGGCGCCAUGAUUGCCUAUGACAUCACACGCCACGGAACCUUUGACUCUGUGUCCAAUUGGAUCAGGGAGGUGGAGCUGUACGGCGCGGCCAAUGUAGUGCUCUGUCUCAUUGGUAACAAGUCUGACCUGGAGUCUGAGCGUCAGGUGUUGUUCCAGGAGGCAUGCUGUAUGGCUGAGGAGAGAGGCAUCCUGGCAGCGUUAGAGACCUCAGCUAAGGAGAACCAGAAUGUGGACGAUGCCUUCAUGAUGAUGGCCCGCGAGCUGCUGGCACGCAACGGCACUGCCGUCCGGCAACAGGCCCCUGGCAACAAUGACUCGCCCCGCGUCCUGCUCCGAGCCAACUCACGACCAAUCAACGGGCCAGCGGUGAUCACAGACAGGAAGACGUGUUGCUGACAUAGAGAGGAGGAAGGACAGCAGAGGGAGUGUAAGAAUGGAUACCUGCGUGUGUGCCGCUGUGUUACCUGGAAGAGGACAGGUAAGAAUGGAUACCUGCGUGUGUGCCGCUGUGUUACCUGGAAGAGGACAGGUAAGAAUGGAUACCUGCGUGUGUGCCGCUGUGUUACCUGGAAGAGGACAGGUAAGAAUGGAUACCUGCGUGUGUGCCACUGUGUUACCUGGAAGAGGACAGAAUGAGGCAGGGAUCAUCAACUAGAUUCAGCUGCGGGACGAUGUUUUACUGGAACGGAUGGUCGAGGGGCCGGGAACACAAUUACAAUUCAUUUGUAAACCACAAAUUGACCGCAAGAAGCCCAAACAGAUAUAGUUUGACGAAACAUAAUCAUUUCAAACCUUGGUCACGUUUGUAUACGGUCACGUGUCUCUCCAUUAUGCGUGGGAAUACUUGGGAACAGAUUUCUUAAAUUAAAAUCACUUGGAGCUGAUUUCCUGGUGUUUCAACAAUCUUUAAUGUCCAACAAUAAAAAUUCCACAAUGAAAUAUAUAUAUAUAAUAAAUAAAACCCACCCGCGGGCCGCCACCUGGGGAACCCUGGAAAAGGGGAAGCUGAGACCGUUACAGGCAGAACACACACUCCUUUGUGUGUGACUUUAAGUACUAUUGACCUAUGACCUAUGUAGUGGUGUAGCGCAGUUUCUCAAACCCCCGACCCCCCCACAAGGUACGAGCAAUUUAAUUUUAGAAAUGCUAUGUAGCAUUUUUAUAGCUGAUCUCAUGCUCUUUUCCAUAUUCUGCUGAGAGAACAUGUUGCUGUUUUAGUUCUCAGGGAUUCUUGAAAGACGGGACAAUUUCAACUUUUUCCCACGAAUGUUGGUCUUAAUAUUAACAAAAUGUGAAAUAUAUAUUUUGAUCGACCAAAGUAUCAGCUAUCACACCAUGUAAAUGAAUAACUUCCUAAUCACAUUUUUCAUAAAUCAUCAAAUGCAACUAAUUGGAUUUAUGUCAACUCCGUCAGACACCAUAAGGCAUUUUCAUUUACAAUUAUUAAGUGUUUAAAACGGCCUUGGAUUGUUUCACUCUAACAUUAGAUUAUUAAAAUAAGUAAUCCAAAUCUCCAAACUUCUUUUUGUUUAGUUUUCUGGAUUUAAGACAUAAAACAACAUUUAUAAAACUAACAUCAGCCCCAGGUCGAACAUAGCAAAUAUUAGAACUGUUUCACCAUCUGUUGCAGAACAAUUCAAAUAUUUUGUCUGAAUAUUGACAACAACAAAAUCUUAAGGGGGUUCGUCCUCAGUGACGGAGUUGACAAGCCACUGAUGUAGUUGGCAACACAUGAUACUGCCUCUAAAAAUACAAGUUCAAUACAAACAUUUGUAAAAUAUGGAAAAUGAUUCAUUUCACCACUCUGACGGAGUUGACGUUAGACAAAAACCCGACAGAGUUGAUGCCUAACAGAGAGGACAAAAAUGGAUGCCUAACAGAGAGGACAAAAAUGGAUGCCUAACAGAGAGGACAAAAAUGGAUGCUUAAUUCAAGUGGAAUACACAGUAGCAAUUAUGUUUUACUCAGUUGCUUUAUGACUCUAAAACCUCAUUUAAAGAAUAUUUUUCACUCGAAACUGAGAUUUGGUGAACUCCGUCAGAUUAGUCUAAAAUCUCAAAAGAAUCAGGAUUGAGUAGGGUCAGCUAUGCCAUAAGGACCCCUUGUCAUUAGAGUACGAUAUAAUAUGAAUUUUGGUUAAAGUGUGUUACAUUUAAGUCACAGAGGGCUCUUGCAUAAAACUACAUAAGAUCGAGUUUCAGUUAAUAUCCAUUAUUACCAUUUUUUAAUUUUUAUUAAAAAAUAGUUUUGGGGAGUUUGAAAUUAGGAUCCUUUGCUCAGGACAGGGCAUUUCCAGGCAUAGAGCCGACAUGGAAAUUAAUAAUAUUGAAAGUAUUUAGAAGAUUUGAAAAAUAUAUAUAUAUAGUGUGUGUGCUAUGCCAGUGGAUCUAUGACACUGUGACCUUGUGUGUCCCGGGGGGUAAUGGACUGGAGUGGUGGAUCUAUGACACUGUGACCUUGUGAUU
Molecule: messenger RNA, 3518 nt
Organism: Oncorhynchus masou masou (cherry salmon)
Lineage: Eukaryota; Metazoa; Chordata; Actinopteri; Salmoniformes; Salmonidae
Product: ras-related protein Rab-19-like
Exons: 3
Coding region: 778-1449 (223 amino acids)
Biological process (GO): vesicle-mediated transport
Cellular component (GO): Golgi apparatus
Molecular function (GO): GTPase activity; GTP binding
Source: RefSeq, a predicted model, not a curated record